Messenger RNA from Cotesia glomerata, 2618 nucleotides. RefSeq names its product dynein axonemal heavy chain 1-like. Gene Ontology annotation, molecular function: minus-end-directed microtubule motor activity; dynein intermediate chain binding; dynein light intermediate chain binding. Gene Ontology annotation, cellular component: dynein complex. The record is from RefSeq and is a predicted model, not a curated record. NCBI's taxonomy places the organism in Eukaryota, Metazoa, Arthropoda, Insecta, Hymenoptera, Braconidae. The coding region runs from base 66 to 2480 and encodes 804 amino acids. Gene Ontology annotation, biological process: microtubule-based movement. The transcript is spliced from 7 exons.
AAAAAAUUCACCGAGAAAUUUUAUUUGCUCGCCGGGAAGUGCAUGAUGUGCUCGCGAAGAUAAUUAUGCUGUGCAAUAAAGCUUCAAGCAUGACCUUAAUUUCGCAUCGUCUUGAUAAAUGCUUAACGCCUGAACAAUUCAAUUUUCUCCAGCUCCAGACAGCUGCGAAAACAAUAAAAUACUUGAAAGGCCAGUGGCUGGAAAAAAUAAUAAAUACUGUGAAAAUUUCCUUUCGUGAAGUCGGAAAAGGCGCUUUUAAUAUCCGUCAAACAGAUCCGUGGGUUUACGACGUCGUUAAACUCAAGCGAUUGGUUAACCUUAUCGUCCAACAUAUGCAGACUGCAUUGAAUACAUUGAUAAAGUCUUCGAUAGAGAAAUAUCAGUUAUUGUUGGUAAUUCCAAUGCUAGAUCCUUUAAGCAGCUUUCUAAGCUUACAGCCCUCAUUAGAUGCAAUUUUUGAAGUGACUCUCACAACCAAUUCAAGAAUAUUUUCAUAUGCGGAAGAAAUUAACGAGUUUGUACCGUCUUUAUUGAAGUGGAUUGACGAGAUAGUGGUUCAGUUGCAUGCAAUUAAGCAUCCACAAGCUUACCUGUUUCCGGAGUUGAAGUUUCCCCCGAAUAUGUUCCUUUCGCCUAUUGGGCUUCUGGAUGACGUAAUUGUUGAUGCAAAGACAAGCAUCGAGAGCUUCUAUCGACCGCUUAUUGGUAAAUUGAUAGCUUACGUCGAUAGUUAUCAAAUGUACCUUGAGAUUCUGAGCUUGGAUGUCGAAUCCUAUCUUCGGGAUAUUGAAGCCGAGAACAUGGAUAAUCAUGAAAUAUUCCAGGGACUGAUCCACUUUAAAUCAGAAUUAAAUUGCAUGAACGAAAACCUACCCACGUCUGUAUGGAUAGGUGUUUUUAAAAUAUCCAUCGAGGCAAAAAAAUCCUUGCACGACAAAUAUCUCACUAUUAUCCGCGGGCUCAUCACUGUACUAACGAAUCAGUGCAGAAUAAAAGUGGAAAACAUCAUCGCCUAUUACAGAGACAUUGAGUUAGAAUUAACAAAUACGCCGCGUUGCAUUGAAGAGGUAAUCAAAGCGGAAAACUCUAUCCGAGAAAUCCCAUAUGUACUUGCUGAAUUACGUCAAGCAAUGGAUACAGUGGAUUCCGAGUACAAAUUGCUUGAAGCGACUAAUUGCGAAAUUCCAACCAGUGAUUUCGAUUUGUUUUACAAAGCUGUUGGGAAUUCAUUGAAAGUUACUCGUCAAAUAAAAUUAACAUCAAAAGUACUCAAUGAUCAGCGUUUGAAAUUGUUGGAGGAUUUACAAAAAGAUAAAUUAGAGCUUGAUGAAAGAAUCAAAUCCUUGCCGGCAAAAUUUGAAAAAGUAGUUGGAAAAAUUAGCGUUGAAAAUUUGCAUGAAUGUGCGUUUGAAAUAAACCAAUUGUGGAAAUUACUUAACUCCUGCAAAUCCGAAGCUUUAAUUGUAAAUCAGCGCCAAGGUCUCUUUGAUUUACCAGUUACAGAUUUUAAUCAUUUAGCUGGCCUGGAAAAAUAUUUAAAGCCUUACAAAAUGCUCUGGACAACUGCAGCAGGUUGGCUGAAAACUGAAGAACAGUGGCUUGAAAAUCCAAUCAUUAAUAUAAAUAGCUCGAUAAUGCAAAGCUUUAUAAAAGAAACGGAAAAAAAUGUUUUGGGUUGCGUCGAGUUGUUUGAAAAUCAACCAGAUAUAUUGAAAAUAACAUCCUACAUAUCCACCAAAAUAGAAUCCUUCAAACCCUACACCCUUAUUGUCGACAUAAUAACCUUUCCCGGUCUAAAAGAGCGACACAGAGAAGAAAUAAUUAUGCAGACCGGAAUAUCAAUAUCUCAACCACCUAACUUAACACUUCAGCAGCUUCUCGACCUUGGUAUCAUGACUCAUAUGGAAAUGAUUGCUGAAGUAGCUGACAAAGCGCAAAAAGAGUACUCUGUUGAAGUGACCCUUGAGAAACUAUCUCAAUCCUGGCUUAAUCUAAAGCUCGAAAUAGCGCCUCACAAUUCAAAUUCCGAAACUUGUGUGAUCAGUGUUUCAAAGGAAUUGUUUGAAAAAUUGGACGAAGAUAUUAGAGAAGUGCAGCAGAUAAACUGCGAAGCAUUCGAAGCUUCUGCUAAUGAGUGGGCAGCUAAGCUGAAAUUAAUACGACAAGUUUUAUCCACUUGGAUUGAUGUGCAAAGAAUGUGGAUAAAUAUGGAACCCGUGUUCAGUAAUGAAGGUAUAAGCAGACAGCUGCCAGUAGAGUAUAAAAAAUUCAACACGGUUCAACGAUAUUGGAGGCGGAUAAUUAAAAAAGCUCGACAGAAUCCUAAUAUUUUGCAUUUGUGCUCGGACAAAAGCUUGCUGGAUAUUCUAAGGGAAUGCACGGGGCUAAUGGAAUUAGUGAAGAAAGGAUUAGCCAACAAUGUUGAUGCAGUCGGUCCCUAUGUGAAUAGAAGCUUACAUAAUAAUAUUAAAUCGGAUUAAAAGUUACAGUAGUAUUUGUGGUUUUCAACGGAUCGAUUUAUCACAAAGAAAAUUAUUAGAGAUUAAAUGAAUUAUUCAUUGAAUUCGAGAGAUGUGGUUAUUGAACUUACCAGAAAUAAAGUAACUAAUUUAACUGUC